AUGGGGAGUGGCAUUGAGUUUGGUUUACCGCUCAGUGUCAUUUGCAAGCAACCGGUGGCCAUUAACAACAGUUGCCCAGCCCUGAGAAAGAUUUACCUGCUGGAGUUCCACCCAUCACUGGGGAUGGCCGCUUGCGUCCGGCGGGCGUUGGAACACGCCUACAGCGAGCUGUGUCACACACACAGGCCGCGGACGGCCGACGGGAGCAUCGACCUGGAGAAGCAGCUCCUACACUUGGCCAUCGCAAAGUGGGCAGCCAUGGACAAGCACGACUCGCCCUACAGCCUCCAAGUCCAGCGGGAUUUGUUUGCAGGUGUGUUUAUCGAGGACCCUCUCUUCGUCAGGGACGUUGGCCGGUCGUUCAUCGAGGCGGCAGAGGAGGGUGAGGGGAGAGCAGGGGCGGAGAGACAAACUUUCGUCCUGCACGCCUUCUGCCGUCUGCUGGAGAUUGUCACGCUGCGAUAUCGCCUGCUGGAGGCUGCUUCCCACACCGCCAUCUUAGCUCAGUUGUACAAGUCUGUGGCAGUGCAGAUGGGUUUCGACGAGUUCCACCUUUACCUGCGGCCGGUGCAGUUUGAGUUUGCAUCACACAAGGACAAGGCUGAUCAGCCACCUCCGGUCUUCAUCACCAGUCUGCUGGAGGAUGACAGCAGCAUCGACAGAUAUACACCCUCGUGUCUACCAUUAGCAAUUCAGGAAGUUGAUGAGAACCAUAUCGGCAAGUUCAGCUUUCGCACCAAGGAAGCAGUUCUCCAGCUGAUGGCGCGGAGUGGUGUGGCCAACCUGCAGGUGGCGCUGGCCUGCCAGACGGUGCAGAAGAACUCGCUAACGGUAGCCGUGCAACAGGCCCUGUUGUGUUCCGUGGACAAGGCCGCCAUCGCCAUGGAGACCAUGGACGGAGUGCUGGGUUACAGGGGUCGGGACCACCCCACCGGUACAAGUGGUGCCAGCACUGCCAGAGAGUGCGAGAGCAAGCAGCCCCCCACAACAGUGGGCACCGCACGACCCCUCCCAAACCAGAGGCAACGUUCGGCCGUCAGAAAAAGGCUUCCAGAGGCGUUUGUCUCCAUCCAGUUGGAGAAGGUGGCUCCUCGGGACCUGAUGCUGAACCGCUUCCUGCAGAAGAAGAACACCGCGGGUUCCAUCGUGAAGAACGCGGUGGAAAUGGAGAAAAUCAAAAGGGAGUUAAUCUGUGACUUCUGCAGCAGGUAA
Leucoraja erinaceus (little skate) is the source of this 1212-nucleotide messenger RNA. RefSeq lists its product as uncharacterized. The transcript is spliced from 9 exons. The record is from RefSeq and is a predicted model, not a curated record. Lineage: Eukaryota; Metazoa; Chordata; Chondrichthyes; Rajiformes; Rajidae. Bases 1 to 1212 code for a protein of 403 amino acids.